Messenger RNA from Phytophthora nicotianae INRA-310, 2289 nucleotides. RefSeq lists its product as hypothetical. The record is from RefSeq and is a predicted model, not a curated record. Lineage: Eukaryota; Oomycota; Peronosporomycetes; Peronosporales; Peronosporaceae. The transcript has a single exon. Bases 1 to 2289 code for a protein of 762 amino acids.
AUGGCAGCGCCUGCAUCAGCUCGCAAGGAUGGCUCGAUUGCUGUGGCUAAUGUAUCUGGAUUACCAGCUCGUGUAUCUCUAUUGCAGCGUGGUCAGAAUCGAGAGCAGUAUCUGAAAACCAAGGUCAAAGCCACUAAACCUGUUGGAAAUCGAAAUUUAAUUCGACGUGCUACUUCGCGAGCGACGGCAUUCACUAGAUCAGCGAAGAACAUGCUCUCAGCCGAUGACGACCAUCUAGAUAGCCUACUAACAGCGGUCUCCGAGUCGAUUAAUGCUCCUGAAAAUCUUUCACAAGGCCAACAGAACGCACUGGUGCUUCAAGCUGUACUUGGCCUUUGGACAAACCGCCACCAAGCGCGAGGAUUUCGUCGAUGGAAAGAGAGUACACUGAAUCGAGUGGACUUGCAAGCUCUGAUCGACGCGGGUGUCGAUGUACACGAAGAAGCUCGACAAUUACUACUUUCAGCUGAGACUAAGAGGCGAUUGCUAGCUAACCAACACCGAGUUUCUAACGACGAUGACAAGUGGAUGGCAGCCAGUUUUUCCUACGCCGAGUUGGAUCUAUUACUUGCAUGGGUUCGACACACGCAGCCCAAAACGUGUCGAGGGGUAGACGACAAAACAAUGCGCGAAGUUCUCCGAUACUUGCGCUUCAGUCAGUAUCAAGAGGGUGAAGCGAUCUUCUUCCAAGGUGAUAAAGGCGAUGUAUUUUACCUUGUCCUACAAGGCACUGUCGGCAUUUAUGGUGCGAAACGUACGCAGCCAGACAAAAAGCGUCGAGGUGACAGUGCUGCCAGUAAACGUAGAAGUGUCAGUACUCGUGAAAAGCCCGACAUGAACUUGAUGGGUCCGAGGAUCUUCGCAUACCGUGCCGGUGAAAGUUUCGGCGAGACUGCGAUGUUCACGAACGCCGCUGUGCGUACAGCUACUGCAAUUGCGUUCGGUGACACGACUUCAGGUUCCGGUACGGGAUCUGUCUGUGAACUUUGCGAGUUGUCACGAGCUGUGUACUCCCGUACACUGAAAAGAUUCCACCAACAUUCUUUCAUGCAAGCCCAACGGGUGAACUUCGCUCAGCGAGUAUUUCUCUUCCGAGACUGGCCGAGACCUCGAGUCGUAGAGUUAGCUGAGGUGCUGGAGCUUCGUCGAAUCAGUUUUGGCGGAGUAUUGCUCACUGGAGGAGUCUCCCCACUCUCGCACUGCUUCUUCGUACUCAGCGGAAGUGUCAAGCUCACCACUCAAAUAGAGAUCAACUCGCAUUCGGAUCCAUCCAAGAGCACAGUCUUGAAGAAGGCACAACGUCGAGCUCAGGUUAUUAUCGAACUUCACACUGUUCAGGUCGGCGAAAUCGUCGCACUAGAAGCUUUACUUGAAGAGGACGACUCUGCUCGGGUCACGUACACGGCAGUAGGCGGUUCAGCGGAUGUCGAAGUGUACGCAUUAAAGCGUACAGAUGGCCGAGCCUUCCUUGCCAGUAGCACAACAAAUAGUAUGCACCAGAUUCAGGCCAUUUGCACGUCCGAACGUGUUCAUCGUGAACAACGUAUCAACGUUGCACGGAAAGCUCUUAGAGCUCACGAAACCAUCAACAAACAGCAUCGUUUAGAUCUGGAAACUGAGGCCUUGGAGCUCGGACUUUCAGAGAAACAGCAGCAGCAACGACAAAAGCAACAGGAACUGGAAGAACUCAAUCAACCGAACCCGCGAGGCCCAGUCGGACUACGUCCGUUCUUGCCUCAUUUAGACCCAAUGAAGCUACUCGACGAGACCAAAAGACCAGAUACUGAACCUCGAGGGUUAAACCGAGAGAUCGAGAUCGAUACGUCGCUAGGUGAAGUGGCGGUGCCACCGAAAAUGCUGUCAACUCUGGUGAAAAACUUCGUCGUUCGUGACUGGGACACGCUCUCAGAGGACUAUGCUCAACGGUUGACUCUUAAGCUUCCUGUACGCAGUCCUCUCUCUCCACUUGUAAACCGUGCGCCUCUUUCCUUGACUUGCAGAUACGACGCAAAGGUAUCGACACCUACGCACACUGCUCGACGAAGUCACGUACCAGCUACCAUCUCAGCGAGAAUCAGUGACGAACGAUUCACACACGACUCGCACAUGCGGCAGCUCAGCAUGAAUUACGACGCCAAGAUGCAUUGGGAUCCGAACAAGAAGACUUUGGUGCUGCUAUCAGCGAAUAAACCCACACAGCCACAGCAGAAACGCGCGUUCGGGAGCUUCAACGUGAUUGCCAAUGAUCACCAAACGGCACGGAAAUUGCCAGAUACACUCGUCGAAUGA